CCAUGACUUGAAACUGAGAGACUUUGAAACUUGAAAAACCAGUAUCAGGCACAACUAAACAAGAAACGAAAGGACUUGAAAAUCAGUAAAAACACUAGCCCCAGGUGCUUAGAGUUUAGUAUAGGCAACUAUGUCUAAAAUAGACCAGACCCGACUUGGGGACAUUCUAUUAUUGAUCAUUAUAAGAAGCUAUAUUUGCCUUUUGAAAUUUAAAAUACAAAUUUAUUUUUUUUAACUUUUUCUCAAAAGAAGAAUACAGUAGUACUAUGCCAUUUGCGCCCAAUUCUAAAGGUAGCUCAAAUGAUGAAAACAUUCAUUAAUUCCUUUCACUAAAAUUCUUUAGUACAAAAAACUAUAAUAUAUAUACAUAUGUAUUAUGUAUGUAUAUUAAAUUUAUACUAAUCUCUGAUAACUAGCUUAUUGCCAUAAAAAAUAGUACUUGGAAUCAUAAUAUAAUUUAUGAUUACGAAUAUGUCAUUUUUACGUAUGUUAUUCCCAAAAAUUAUUGUUAAACAAUAAUUAAUUUUGUGCUCUUGUUUUUCUUUUUCUCUUGUAUUCUAGUAUAUAUACAAAUGUUAAUGGUUGGGGCAAGGGAUUGGAGUGGUGCCAUCUUUGCAUAGCCCCCUAACUUUUUAGUUUAUAAUUUUUUUGAGAGAAAUUGAUAAAAUUUAUUGUUAAAAUAUAUAAAUAGGGAUAUGAUUUUGUCCCGUGAUGUACUUUCACGGAAUGUAUUUCAUGGUACAUUAGAUGGGUCUCAGGGUACAUUAAAUGAGUGUUAGGGUACGUUUCUACUUUUUAACCCUAAUUAUCCCUAGAUCAAUCUCAGCCGUCAGAUCAAAUAACUCUCUCAUCUGACGGAUUACAAUCCGUGAAAGUACAAUAACGCUACAAAAUCAUAUCCCUAUAUGUAUAUACAUAUGCAUAUACAUAUAUAUUUAUUCAUUAUGAGUACAUGAAAAAAAUUAUAUUGUAUUGCUAUAUUGUCAAUUACUUUUUUUUAUAUUAUAUAUUUUGUGUUUGUUAUUUAAUUUUUUUUGUUAACAUAUUUGUUAGUUACUUGUUUACACAUAUUAUUUUUUACUAAUAAAUUUUACAUAUUACUUUAUAUGUUGUACAUAUAUAUUUAUGUGUGGUUUAUGUAUAUAUGUAGAUAUUGUCAUGUAAUCUUUUUUAUUAUUUAUUAUUUGUAGAUAAAAUGGCUUGUUUAAGUUUAGCAAGAAAGCAAAAGUUAAUUAUUGUGGUGCAGAAUUUAACUGUAAUUUUAGAUGUUAUUUUAACUGUAUGUACUAUUGUGAGUGCUUAUGUAUGGAUAAAUUUUAGAAGACGCCUCAAUCAACCAUUAUCCAUAAUGAGAGUCUACAAACAGUUAGAAAACUUGCAUGAUUUAGUAUUUGCAAGUGAUCUCAAUUGUGUUUCACAAUUGAGAAUGAAUAGAGAAACAUUUCAAAGGCUAUGUAACAUACUUAGCAGUAGGGGAAAUUUAAGAAAAACAAGAAAUGUCUCUGUCGAGGAGAUGGUAGCAAUAUUCCUAUACAUUCUAGCACACCACCAUAAGAAUCGAGUUGUUGGUUAUAGUUUCAAAAGAUCAAGAAAAACUGUUAGCAAAUAUUUUCAUGAAUGUUUAAAUGCAAUGAUUCGUUGCCAAAAAGAAUUUUGGAAAACACCUGAGCCAAAAUUAGAGACCUCAAUAGAUCCAAGGUGGAAAUGGUUUAAGAAUUGCCUGGGAGCAUUAGACGGAACCUAUAUAAGAGUUCGGGUACCCGAAGCUGAUAAGCCAAGGUAUAGAACAAGAAAAGGAGAGACUGCAACCAACGUUUUAAGAGUUUGUUCACAGGACAUGCAAUUUAUAUAUGUCCUACCGGGUUGGGAAGGCUCAGCACAUGAUGGACGUGUAUUGAGAGAUGCUUUUUCUAGAAGAAAUGGUUUAAAAGUCCCUAAUGGCUAUUAUUAUUUAGUUGAUGCUGGGUACACCAAUGGUCAAGGUUUUCUUGCACCUUUUAGAGGGACACGAUAUCAUCUUUAUGAUUGGAAUGAUGGAUACCUUCCAAACACAACAGAAGAGUUCUUUAAUAUGAAGCACUCAAGUGCUAGGAAUGUAAUUGAGCGUUGUUUUGUAUUAUUAAAAAUGCGAUGUGCUAUUCUCAGAAGUCCAUCCUUUUAUGACACGAAAACACAACGACGUAUGAUUUUUGUUUGUUGUAUGCUGCAUAAUUUUAUUCGAAGAGAAAUAAACAUUGAUCCAGUGGAGAAUGAGAUGAACAGUGUAUUGGGAAAUCAUCCCAUAACAGAUAAUAAUUAUAUUAAUAAUAUCGAGUCUUCAUAUUUAUGGACUAUUUGGAGACAAAAUUUGGCAGAAAAAAUGCAUAAUACGUGGCUAGCAAAUAGAUGAUUAGAAUACUAGUAUUUAUAUUUUAACAAUUCUAAUAAUGAUUUGAUGUAUGAAAGACAUAUGAUUAUGUGUUUGCUUUAGUAAUUU
Messenger RNA from Cannabis sativa, 2476 nucleotides. Its product is annotated as protein ALP1-like. Bases 1196 to 2389 code for a protein of 397 amino acids. Lineage: Eukaryota; Viridiplantae; Streptophyta; Magnoliopsida; Rosales; Cannabaceae. The transcript has 3 exons. The record is from RefSeq and is a predicted model, not a curated record.